GACACGGACGUCUUUGUAUCGACUAGAUCUCACGAUAUCAUCACAACAGCGAACGGCCCGUCACUUUAGAAUUAUGUCCCUAACGAGCGGGUAGUGAUCACUGGAAUUAUUAAAACAUAUUUAUUAUUUGUUUACUAGUGCUAUAAAAAUGGAAGCCUUAAAAUGUGUUUUGUUUUUCUUGACCGUUGCAAACUGGUGUGAAUCCGCGAACAUUUUGUAUGUGGUGCCGUUUACUUCGAAAUCUCAUUAUAUUAUGCUGAAACCUAUCGGCUUGGAGCUGGCGAGAAGAGGACAUAAUGUGACUGUUAUAACUGGCCACAGGGACCCGAACCCACCGCCGAAUUAUCGCCAAGUUAUGGUCGAUGAGAAGGAAAUUUGGGAUGUUAUAGGAGGAAGACCGAAUGUUUUUGACAUGGCGCAGACAUCAACGGAGGAGUUCCAUUAUAAUAUUCUGUGGAAAGGAGGACUAGCUUUCAUGGAGGUCGUAUUGGACUCAAAGGAAGUCAAAGCUUUCCUUGCUGAAGACAACAAAUUCGACUUAGUUAUCAACGAACAAUUCUAUCAAGAAUCACUCAAUGUCUUAGCUCACAAGUACAAUGCUCCUUUAGCUUUAGUUACCACCUUCGGGAACUGCAUGAGGCACAAUAUCCUAGUAAGAAACCCUCUACAGUUAUCGACAGUGAUCUCAGAAUUUCUGCCCCUUGAAGAUCCUACAUCAUUUUAUGGAAGACUGAGAAACCUCUACUUCACCGUCUACGAGUACAUUUAUUGGAGAUACUGGUAUAUGAAUGAACAAGAGAGGUUCGUGAAGAAGUAUAUUAAGGGAUUACCGGAGCCAGUGCCUUCGUUGUAUGACUUGCAAAGGAAUGCCUCGUUGAUGCUGAUGAACAGUCACUUUAGUUUCGAUACCCCUGCGGCAUACCUCCCAAAUGUCGUAGAGAUUGGCGGAUCACAUUUAAUAAGGAGUAACACUACUCUUCCAGCGGAUCUCCAAAAAGUAUUAGACAAUGCCAAAAAUGGUGCAGUGUAUUUGAACUUCGGAUCAAACGUGCGGAGUGCAGAAAUGCCUGAAGACAAAAAGAACGCCAUCAUAAACGUGUUCAGGAAACUCAAACACACCGUUCUAUGGAAAUGGGAAGACGACCACUUUAAGAACAAACCUGACAAUUUAAUAAUCAGGAAAUGGAUGCCGCAGAAAGAGAUUCUGGCUCAUCCUAAUGUUAAAGUGUUCAUAUCCCACGGCGGACUAAUAGGAACACAAGAAGCCACGUACAAUGGAGUCCCACUGAUAGGCAUACCAAUAUACGGGGAUCAGUUCAACAACUUGUUGCAAGCCCAAUCCUUUGGGUAUGCGAAAAUAUUACAAUACAACGACAUCAAUGAGGAGAACUUAUAUAAACUGUUACAUGAAGUGCUAACAAACGAUUCGUAUGCAAAAAAUGCUAAAGAAAUGUCUAGACGUUUCCAGGACCGACCCAUGAGUCCUUUAGAUACAGCUAUGUAUUGGAUAGAAUAUGUUAUAAGGAAUAAUGGUGCACAUUACUGGAAGAAUCCCGCUUUAGAAUUGAGUUGGAUCGCUGCAUAUAUGAUAGACGUUUAUUUAUUCAUUUUCGGUGUGACUCUUUUGUUUUUGUACGUUGUUGCAAAAGUGGUGUCAAUUGUUUUGAGUGCUUUUAGUGGUAAGAAGACUAAAAAACAAAAGACGAAGCGAUCGUAAUAAAUAUUGUUAGAUUUUAA
This is a messenger RNA of Trichoplusia ni (cabbage looper), 1737 nucleotides long. Its product is annotated as UDP-glucuronosyltransferase 2B31-like. Lineage: Eukaryota; Metazoa; Arthropoda; Insecta; Lepidoptera; Noctuidae. The transcript has 5 exons. Gene Ontology annotation, molecular function: UDP-glycosyltransferase activity. The record is from RefSeq and is a predicted model, not a curated record. Bases 149 to 1717 code for a protein of 522 amino acids.